This is a messenger RNA of Sphaeroforma arctica JP610, 435 nucleotides long. RefSeq lists its product as hypothetical. Lineage: Eukaryota; Ichthyosporea; Ichthyophonida. The record is from RefSeq and is a predicted model, not a curated record. The coding region runs from base 1 to 435 and encodes 144 amino acids. The transcript is spliced from 3 exons.
AUGCAUGUAGUCGAUUCUAAUUACGCUGAGCUCCAAUCACUUCUACUGAACCUGGAAGACGAUGCCCAAGAAGACCCUGUGGACGCCUAUCUAGACUCGCGAUGGCCUGAACCCGUUCCUACCGAAGAGGAAUUCUAUUUGCCAGAUUCCUUCGAUACCGCAAUAGCCGCCCACUGUGGCCUCGAGAUGCGUCAGCCACACAAUAGCGGGACGGUAAAUGCGGGAUCUCCCGCUGCACCCAAUACACUGACUGCCACGAGUAGCACAUCGAAGAACACUGAGGUGGGAUCACGACACCAACGGAAACGAAUACACCCGCCCCCAACUGAGGAUUCCGACAGGAGAACUAAGAGGACAACCCGCGGGAAAGCCACCCCCGAGCCCAUACACGAACGCACUGGACCAGGGAGGCGGAAGAAGCCCAGAGGUCGGUAG